Molecule: messenger RNA, 2796 nt
Organism: Paramormyrops kingsleyae
Lineage: Eukaryota; Metazoa; Chordata; Actinopteri; Osteoglossiformes; Mormyridae
Gene: mst1
Product: macrophage stimulating 1
Biological process (GO): proteolysis; regulation of receptor signaling pathway via JAK-STAT
Molecular function (GO): receptor tyrosine kinase binding; serine-type endopeptidase activity
Source: RefSeq, a predicted model, not a curated record
ACCUCAGUCGGUAGGGGGACACAAUACGCUUGCAAAUACUAGGCCGUGUAACGGAAUAAAAGUUCUUCGGAUACAUUCGCUUCGCUUGAGUGCUCGUCGGAAGCGUGUUUACAAUGACAAUGAAAAUUAAAUCACUUCUGUUUUGUGCCGUAUUUGCAUUUUACAGUGGACUGGCUAAAGCCUCUCGGAGCCCCCUGAAUGAUUACCAACGUUCUGAGGGCCGUGAACUUGUGUCCAAAGGACGGGAUGCAGACCGUACCAUGCCACUGUCUGGACUAUCCCUGGAGGAGUGUGCCAAGCGCUGUUCUCAGUCCGCAGAUUGCAGAGCAUUUAAUUAUGAAACCCGUCCGUCCUAUAUGUGCAAACAUCUCCCCUGGGUGAGGGACGAAAACACAGCUGAAGUCAAGAGGAACGUCAACUGCGAUCUGUAUGAGAAAAAAGACUAUGUGCGAAACUGCAUUGUGGGUGAUGGGAAGACAUACCGGGGAAAAGUGUCUAAGACCGAGAGCGGAUAUGAAUGCCAGCAGUGGUGGUCCAAAUUCCCACAUGACCACAGGUGGACUCCUUCACCCACAAAUGGUCUGGAGCUUAACUACUGCCGGAACCCAGAUGGAGACCAAAUUGGGCCUUGGUGCUACACCACAGAUCCAGAGAGGCGAUUUGAGACUUGCAGGAUCCCCCACUGCGAGGAUGAGGUGUGUAUUACUUGCAAUGGAGAGGACUACAGGGGACAGAUGGACCACACGAAGUCUGGCCUUGAAUGCCAGCGUUGGGACCAGCAGCACCCCCACCAGCACAUCUACCAGCCUGAGAAGUAUCCUGAUAAGAGUUUGGAUGACAAUUACUGCCGCAACCCAGACGCCUCCCCGGUUCCCUGGUGCUACACCACAAACCCAGAGGUGGAGCGUGAAGCCUGCCAGAUCAGCAAGUGCCAGAAGGUCCCCCAGAAACUGUCCGACUCUUGUCACACCACCAUCUGCUUCCGUGGCCGUGGGGAGGAUUACCGUGGAAAAGUCAACGAGACGACAUCUGGCAUCCCCUGCCAGCGCUGGGACUCCCAGUCACCACACCAGCACCCCUUUUACCCUCAGACCUACGAGUGCAAGGGCCUGGAGGAGAAUUACUGCCGGAACCCAGAUGGCUCCGAGGCUCCCUGGUGCUUCACGUCCUUGCCGGAGAUGAGAACGGCGCUCUGCCUGCAGAUCAAACGCUGCGCAGAUGACAUUGAAGCUGAAGAUUGCUACCAUGAAAAUGGUAAAAACUACAGAGGGGUGGUUCACAAAACCCGUAAGGGAAUCAUCUGCCAGAAAUGGAGUGUCAACACACCACACAAAGCCAAGAUAAACCCUACGACUCACCCCGAUGCAAACCUGACUGACAACUACUGUCGCAACCCAGAUGGGGACCAGCACGGACCUUGGUGCUACACAACGGACCCCAAGACGGAAUUUGAUUACUGCGCCAUCAAACAGUGUGCUGGAGAGAAGGCUCACAUCACCAGGCCAGCAGAGAAUGUGGAGUUCAGCGAGUGUGGAAAGAGGGAUGACCGCAUGGUCUCCAAGUUUCGCAUAGUUGGAGGAAGCCCAGGCAACUCGCCCUGGACCGUCAGUCUCCGAGACAGGAAGGGAAGCCAUUUCUGUGGAGGAUCUCUGGUUAAUUCCAAAUGGGUGAUCAGCACCAAACAGUGCUUUUCCUCCUGCUACGUCGAUCUGACGGGUUACACUGCCAUGAUGGGGACCCUCUUUCGAAAUCCCAAAGAGACCGACCCAGACCGGCAGAACAUCCCACUUAUCAAGAUAGUGUGUGGGCCAUCCGAGUCGCACCUGGUCAUGCUGCAGCUAGAGACCCCAGCCCAGUUCAACGAGCGCGUUUCCCAGAUUUGCCUGCCCCCAGAGCGCUACAUCGUGUCAGAGGGCUCCACCUGUGAAAUUGCAGGUUGGGGUGAGACUAAAGGAACGGGACAUGACACAGUCCUCAAAGUGGCUAAGAUGUCCGUUCUGAGCAACAAGGAGUGCAACAAGUACUUCAAAGGUCGUGUGAAGGAUAAUGAGAUGUGCACCACCUCCUUCAAUGGAGGGGCUGGGGCAUGUGAGAGGGAUUAUGGGGGACCACUGGCCUGUCAGAACAAAGAUUGCUGGGUCCUUGAGGGCGUCAUCAUCCCUAUGCGGCGCUGUGGCCACCCAGGGCAGCCAAACAUCUUCAUCCGUGUCUCCAUAUAUGUCGACUGGAUCAAGAAGGUCAUGAAGAUGGUCUAGACGUGUGGAUGCCUUCGUGGAUGCAGCAGCCAGAUCCAGAGCUGGACAGCAUCUAUCUCAGAUCCAUUCCCAUUCUUAAUGCUCUGCCCAAACACUGAGAUGCACGUACAGAAUUUAAACUGGACCUUAAACAGAAUUUAACCUGUUAUGUCCCUCUGUGAUGAUACUGGCAUUUCUGAUGGACCCGCUGACUGGCAAGCCAUCCUGUGUGAUCAUGAUUUUACCGCUGCCUGACUGUAGGAUUGUUGGCCUGUACAUGUUUGGAGUUGCGUGUGCAUGUUUGUGUCUCUGUGAGAGUCUAUUAUCAAGUGUUAUCAAGUCCCUCACUGACAGCUUUAGUUAUGCAACAUGUAUCCAUCCCUCAGAAGUUUGGAAGCUGUUUUUGGGAAAAUCUCGAAGCUACAGCUUCUAUGUUUAGAUUUCAUAACACAUGUCAACGUCUAAUAUAACAAGAUUUUAAUUUUUAUAUUAAUGGAGAACUACAAGAAAAUCAGGUUUUAAGAUUCCAACAAAAACAAUAAAAGGUUGUCCUUUUAUACGG